ACCGCGGUGGCUGCCGGGAGGAGGUGGAAAGCCAGGAAGUAAACAUUGACCCAUCGCUUUGGUUUCUCUGCGGUGGUUUUGGGGUCGGCUGCGGCGGGACUGGAGGAGGGCAAUUAACCAUGUCAGCUGCAGCUGUGGAUGCAGUUAAUGCUGCCUCCCUGUCAGGGUCCAAAGAAAUGAGUUUGGAAGAACCAAAGAAGAUGACCAGAGAGGACUGGAGAAAGAAGAAGGAACUAGAAGAACAGAGAAAACUGGGUAAUGCUCCUGCAGAAGUUGACGAAGAAGGGAAAGACAUCAACCCUCAUAUUCCUCAGUAUAUUUCUUCCGUGCCAUGGUAUAUUGAUCCAUCAAAAAGACCUACUUUAAAGCAUCAGAGACCACAACCAGAGAAACAGAAGCAGUACAGCUCCUCUGGAGAAUGGUACAAGAGGGGUGUAAAAGAGAAUUCCAUAACAACUAAGUACCGCAAAGGAGCAUGUGAAAAUUGUGGCGCCAUGACACACAAAAAGAAAGACUGCUUUGAGAGACCCAGGCGAGUUGGAGCAAAAUUUACAGGUACUAAUAUAGCUCCAGAUGAACAUGUCCAGCCUCAGCUGAUGUUUGACUAUGAUGGGAAGAGGGAUCGGUGGAAUGGCUACAAUCCGGAAGAACACAUGAAAAUUGUAGAGGAAUAUGCCAAAGUUGAUCUGGCAAAACGAACACUGAAAGCCCAGAAACUCCAAGAAGAGUUGGCAUCAGGAAAAUUAGUGGAACAGGCUAAUUCUCCAAAACACCAGUGGGGAGAAGAGGAACCAAAUUCUCAGACGGAAAAAGAUCAUAAUAGUGAAGAUGAGGACGAAGAUAAAUACGCAGAUGAUAUUGACAUGCCUGGACAGAACUUUGACUCUAAGAGACGAAUUACUGUCCGGAAUCUCAGGAUUCGAGAAGAUAUUGCAAAAUAUUUGCGGAAUUUAGAUCCAAAUUCUGCUUACUAUGAUCCCAAAACUAGAGCGAUGAGAGAGAAUCCCUAUGCCAAUGCAGGAAAGAACCCAGAUGAAGUGAGCUAUGCGGGAGAUAACUUUGUUAGAUACACAGGCGAUACCAUUUCAAUGGCUCAGACACAGUUGUUUGCUUGGGAAGCCUAUGACAAGGGAUCUGAAGUGCAUCUGCAAGCCGAUCCUACAAAACUUGAGCUGUUGUAUAAGUCCUUCAAAGUCAAAAAAGAAGACUUCAAGGAACAGCAGAAAGAAAGCAUCCUGGAAAAGUAUGGCGGCCAAGAACACCUGGAUGCCCCUCCAGCUGAGUUGCUUUUAGCUCAGACGGAAGACUAUGUGGAGUACUCAAGACAUGGGACAGUCAUCAAAGGACAGGAGCGGGCCGUCGCCUGCUCUAAGUAUGAGGAGGAUGUGAAGAUCCACAAUCACACGCAUAUCUGGGGAUCUUACUGGAAAGAAGGCCGAUGGGGAUACAAAUGCUGUCACUCUUUUUUCAAGUACUCCUAUUGUACUGGAGAAGCUGGGAAGGAGAUUGCUAAUUCAGAGGAAUGUCUUGUAAAUGAUAUCACUGGAGAAGAAUCGGUGAAAAAACCUCAAACCCUCAUGGAGAUGCAUCAGGAAAAACUAAAAGAGGAGAAAAAGAAGAAGAAGAAGAAGAAGAAGCAGCAUCGAAAGAGCAGUUCAGACAGCGAGGACGAAGAAAAGAAACAUGAAAAAUUGAAAAAGGCACUGAAUGCAGAGGAGGCCCGCCUUCUCCAUGUCAAGGAGAUCAUGCAGAUUGAUGAGAGGAAGCGGCCUUACAAUAGCGUAUACGAAACUCGGGAACCCACGGAAGAGGAAAUGGAGGCCUACAGAAUGAAACGUCAGAGGCCCGAUGACCCCAUGGCCUCCUUCCUUGGACAGUAGUAACUAGUCGUAGAUGGUCACCCAAGAUAGACACUGCUGAUACAUUCUUUGAGCUUCUUGCUGAUGAUUGUAGGUGGAAAACUCUGUGUCUACUCUUCUUGUGCCUGACUUUAAUAAAGGUUCCAGAAGUCUCAUGGUAAAUUCAUUCCUUCUCACACAGAAGAAACAAAGAAGAAAAAGAAAGAGGAGAUACAUUAAAGGCAGAGUAAGAUUUUUUUCCAAUUUUAUAUUAGUGAUGUGGAAGGAGGCCUUGGCUCUCUACCUAUCAAGAAUAUCUUAUGCUCAGGGCCAGCCCCGUGGCCGAGUCGUUAAGUUCGCACGCUUGCUUCGGCAGCCCAGGAUUUCACCGGCUCGAAUCCUGGGCAGGGACAUGGUACCACUCAUCAGGCCAUGCUGAGGUGGCAUCCCACAUGCCACACCUGGGAGGACCCGCAACUAAAAAUAUACAACUGUGUACUGGGGGGGCUUUCGGGAGAAAAAGGAAAAAAUAAAAUCUUUAAAAAAAGAAAAGAAGAAUAUCUUACGCUCUAUAUUUAUUAAGUCUCAAACUUUAUUUCUUCAAUUUUUAUGGUCCUUUAGUGUUAGCACACAUCUUGAAGGCAGAUUACUUAGUCUUUCUCAAAACCAGGUCUUCGUUUUUUUAAAUUACUAGUAACUAUAAUUGUAGUUAUUUGCUAAUCAUUCAUUUUUGCCUUCCAAGGUUUUCCUGGCCUGAAGCUAAAAGUAGUAUUCUAUCUUGGGCUUUGGGUUACUGAAGGGAAGUCUGCAGGACAUGUGAAUAACUUUAUCCCUGACAUCAGUCUGUGUAGUAAUAAUUCUGUUUUCCACUUGGUUAUAAAAUUUUGAUUGUAAAAUAUUUCCUUGUACCUUACACCUACAUGUGUUAGCCUUUGAACAGAAAAAUAACUUAUCCUUCAGUCAGUGUCGACUGAUCACUACUUGGUGUUUUACCCUUCGAGACGUGAGUCUUCAGACACAGAAAUCCUCCCCUUUAUAAUAGAGGAUAUAAUUUGUGAUACUAGUUUAUUGUGAUUACUUUGUGUAACAAUCAUGAAUAUUACAUCUUAAAAGAUUGUAGAAUAUCUGUUGUACCUAAUCUUUAUAGCCAGCAGGUGUCACUUUGUAAAAUUUGCAAAAAGCAAAACCUCUUGUUGAAGCUUUCUUCAAAGAAUUAAAAGGAUAGCUUAUAGGGAUAUUAGUAACUGAGAUUGCCAUGAUCCUCUUCUACGAACAUUGUGAAGGUAAUACCGACAGUGAGAGUGGGAUCAGUAAUAGCCUUUACAUUGUACAUGGACUUUUAACAACUCACUGGGUUUUCUAAGCUACCAAAACCUCCCAGGACAUUGCAUUAUUAGCAUCUCAGAAAUAGUGCUGAUGGGAGAGUAACUUCAUCAAAUUGUCAAGUACUAUGGAUAUACGUGGUAUCUAGAUUCAGACUAGUAUGAAAUUAAUACAGCAAUGCAAAUAGGUCUAAUUCUUACCUACUUUAAGAAUGUCAAAAAUUUGUUUUCAUAGUCCUACCUUAACAUAGGAUGGUUCAACAGAAAGUCUGACAUUGGUAUCUAUUUUGUAUUUUAUUUAUCUUUUGUUAAUAAAGAUAUAUAAUUGAGAAUUGAC
Messenger RNA from Equus quagga, 3497 nucleotides. It is a transcript of the gene SLU7, whose product is annotated as SLU7 homolog, splicing factor. Bases 120 to 1880 code for a protein of 586 amino acids. NCBI's taxonomy places the organism in Eukaryota, Metazoa, Chordata, Mammalia, Perissodactyla, Equidae. The record is from RefSeq and is a predicted model, not a curated record. Gene Ontology annotation, cellular component: spliceosomal complex. Gene Ontology annotation, biological process: mRNA splicing, via spliceosome. Gene Ontology annotation, molecular function: pre-mRNA 3'-splice site binding. The transcript has 16 exons.